Messenger RNA from Cyclospora cayetanensis, 591 nucleotides. Its product is annotated as protein elav-like. The record is from RefSeq and is a predicted model, not a curated record. The transcript has 2 exons. The annotation marks the transcript as partial. NCBI's taxonomy places the organism in Eukaryota, Apicomplexa, Conoidasida, Eucoccidiorida, Eimeriidae.
AUGGAAAAGCCUGCGUUGGGGUGUCUGAACCUUUCGCUUCUACCAGAUCUCCUCACCUGGGAAAGUCUUACCUACCCGUCUCUCCCGACUGCAGCAGCAGCAGCAGCAGCAGCAGCAGCAGCAGCAGCAGCAGCAGGCGCUGCUGCUACGGGGGAACGAGGAGAACUGCGCUCGAGAUGCGGCAGCUCGAGAGGCAAGUGUUGCAGCACAUGCUGCUGCAGCUGCCUUCUCAAGGAAACUGAAGCCAACCUGCUACACGAAGCUGGAAUGCCACAGCAAGUGCAGCAGCAGCACAACCAAGGCCAGCAUCAUCAACAGCAACAGCAGCAGCAACAGCAGCAACAUAUUGCGCUGCCGUCUGCUUCGCAGCAGGUGCGGGAGUAUGUGCAGCGCGUAGUCUCGGCGGCUGCCUCAGGGCAGCAACAGCAGCUGCAGCAGCUGCUGCAAACUUUGCGAGACGAGCCGCGCAUGCAGCAGAUGCUGCAGCAGCAGCUUGAAGAAGGAAGGGGUGUAAGCAGCCCAUGGCAGAGACACCAGCUGGCGUUGCACUCAGCACAGCAGCAGCAGCAGCAGCAGCAGCAGCAGCAGCAG